Molecule: messenger RNA, 14754 nt
Organism: Pocillopora meandrina
Lineage: Eukaryota; Metazoa; Cnidaria; Anthozoa; Scleractinia; Pocilloporidae
Source: the annotation of a GenBank genome assembly
AUUACAAAGAGGUCUUCUGCACCCCGUGGUUGGGUCAUUUUUAGUAAAUGCAGAAUUUCUACGAGGCCAGCUAUCUUGUUAUGGUCUCAGUUAUUGCUUCAAUAAGCUUACAAUGUGGGCAGAGUUACCUUCUUUAUUGGACAUUUUUCACGUUGUUAUGCAUCUAUUGCCAAAUUUCUAGAAUUCCUGCUACCUAGUGGCGCAAAAUUUAUCUUGGCGCUCAAACGAGCGAUGUGGAACGGAUAGAAACUUAUUUCAAGGCACCUCUACAGUGAAACAGAAUCCUUGUUAGGGUAUGCUUAUUUAAGAAAUUUUGUUUUUUAACUGUAGUAUGCUUUAUCACGAAUGGAAAAUGCAAGACAAUAAAUCCAAGUGAUUGUCGGCAUCACGGCCUUGGGCGGGGAGGCAGGGCUGGAACUGGGUAUUAAAAUAUUACGCAGAAAAUUACUUUACAACGCAUUUCCCUCACGUCAAUCCGGAAUAAAUUCACGACAAUCUUUGAUCCCCCAUAUUUUCGAAAAACGAAUAUUCCUAAGAUUUAACGCAAGCUUCCUGUUUCCUCUAGCUUUUUGAAGCUACCAACUUUUUGACAUCAAAUCAACAUCGUCGGCGCCGCCGGCGCGGUCGUUUUUUAAUGCGUCGUCGGGAAUAGCUCUGGUAUUUGUAGGCGCGGAUUCGGUUCCUAUUGCUUAGUCAUUUCUCGAAAUAUUUUUCUUUUGGUCUUCAUUAACACCGACUUCCAUACUGCGAGCACCGGCGUCAAAAGUUGGUGAUAUUCAAUAAAAGUUGGUUGAUAUUCAAUUAAAGAGAUCGAUUCACGUAUGGAUUUGACAAACGUCCGACGAGAUUAAUAAAAUUUUAUAAAAAAGCCAUUGCGAGAUAGCUUUUUAUAAUAAGAAAUUUUGUAGGAGCUUUAAAUCGAACAAUCCGCUUAGUAAAUUAUAUUUGUUCAGGAGCCCUUCACUAAGUAAUGCGCUCCAUAUUUGGUCUAAUUCAAUCUGAAUUAGACAAAACAAAAUUUGCUUAAUUAACGGCUGUCAAGAUUUUUUGGGGAAAUUUUCCACAAUUGUUCCGCUAAGAUCCUACGAAGCUUCUUUGAUUCAAAGAAUCAAGAGUACUUAAAAAGAAAAUGGCAGAAAGAUUCUGGAGAUUUUGCUAAGAUAGGACGGGAUCAUUGUGAAAAACAUCAGAGUCGUAAUAUAAACACUGACAAGUAAAACCCUUCACUUCGUUCGUCACCGAUCCAAAUAAACCCUUUAACUCCUGUGAGUGACCAAGAGAGAAUUUCUCCUUUCAGUAUUGGUACAAUAUCAAGGAGACAAGUAAUGAUAAAAGAUCAAAAUUUCAAUUAGGGGAUCUAAUACAAAAUUCUCCAAAGGAACAUCAGGAGAAUUGCAUAGCAGAUAGUAGUGAGAAUUUCAAAUGAGAUCUUGGAAGUGAAAGGGUUAACGGGAACUUACGCAAAAGCUAAAACCCGCCACAAUUCCAGCAACGAGAAAGAGGAGAAGACUGGGGACGGGUGGGGGGAUCGUUGUUUCGUGGUGUAUAGCACAAGAACCUUAGCUCCCUAAUAAUUUGAGUUAUGAAAACCUAGUGUAGGUCAACGUAACUAACUCACUGCAGGUAACUUCAAAGGUCUUCAAAGUUGUUAUAAAGGACAAAUGAAUCCAGAAAUCGUUUCUAUGUUUUGUUUUGAACUAGGACUGGUUGAACUUUGAAGCUUGAGCGAGGGGUAAACUUCAAUAAUUUGUUAAACAGUUGAAGUUACCUCAGGGAACUUUUCAACAACAAUCGACACCAUUUUGUCCUUUAUACUCGUACGAAGGUAGCGGAGCGUUUUAAAAGCGGAAAGGAGGGGUGACACCUUUAAUUUUACCAAUUCCAUUCCCCGACUUCAACUCUCUAAAAUGACUUUUUGCGAACUUCUUCGUCAUCAGCAAAAUUCUUCUCUGACCUUACAGCACUCAGUGUGUCCUUAAUCACGCAGUUUGUGACAAUAGAUAAGAUGGCAUUGCUUAAAAUAAAAUGGUACAAGAUGUUUUGAAAUGAAGACGUGAAGUGCGUUGCUAAUAAAAUGAUUAGUGGAUAAAUUCGCGACGAUGAAAAUUGUAAGUUUUAUGCAACGAUUUCUAGAAAUUCCCUUACCGAAACGUGGGGCUAGCGCCCCCUGCAGACAUCUCCUUCCGCCUAUUGAUUAGUCUAUUGACUGAUAAAUUUAUUUUUGCACGGCAAAAAAUCUCCUUCAGUAUAAUUUAAAAGUACAACAUUUAAUUCUACUUGGCUAAUCUAACUAAUGAAAUGAAAUAAAACCUGUCAUCCUUGAAAAGCAGCGCUAGCCUUAGGACAUUCCGCGUCUCAAGUUGAAAAAUUGUCCAAGGUGAAAAAUUGUCCAAGGUCAAUUGCAUAAGCGUGCAGAGUCUGAAGGCAAACAAACCUGGAGAUUUUUUAUCACGUAUCAGUGAUCAAGAAAGUAUCUGCCGAUCUACUUCGCUUUAACCUCGACCGUGACCUUUUGUAAAUCAACACUCAUGACAUCUCAUUAGUAUUUACUGUUAUCUCGGUAUCUUGUUUACAUGUUUAAUCUAUCGUGGCUAAUUUCACGUAGGACCGAGAUUGAUCCUUUAAGUUUGUCGUAACACAAACAUUGUGGCCAGUGGAAAGUUUGCUUUUAUUAUCGUGCUGCAAAUACCUCACCUUGGCAUAUGUGACACGUGCAAAAGAUUACUACCAAAAUUCCAUCACGAUCUGGUUUAAUACAUUGUAAAUUGCUAAAGGAACUGUAAAACUUGCAUUUUCUAUAGAGAUCUCUUUAUGAAAAGUUGUACAACCAAAGCUCUGAAUUAUGGAUUGUACUAAAAACUUAAAACUUUGCUAUCCUUUGGUUUAGAAUAUGACAGUUUUCUAAAGGUUAUUUUAAAGGUGACCGACUUUCAAAUUUAAAUCAAAGUCAUGCUCCUUGGGUAUUGGGGCAAUGAAAUAGAAGACACUAACCAAAUAAAACUAUCUAGCAAAAAUUUGAAUAGCACUCUUCAACGCCGUAAAGCGCUUCAAUUCCUAUUUCCAUGAUUCUGAGGAAAAAGAAUUUAUGGAACAAUAGAUACCAUAUACCUUGCAUCGAAUUCUGUGAGGAAAAGUUUCGAAUAUUCAAUGAAGUGCACGCGCUCUCUUUUGUCGUAAAGCGUGUAAACAAGAUUUGACGUUAUGCUUUCUGUGUUUCGAAUUACAGUAUGUAUGAGGGAUGUUCUUACAUAAGCAAUAAAGGACAUUCUCCACAUCUACAUAGCCUCAUCUACAAACGAGGAGGUGAAGAAAAUUAGAGAAAGUUAUGUAAAACGGAGAGCCAAAGAAGUCCUGUACUAUAAGAAUACCUCUAAUUUUUUUAUAACGCCGUUAUAGAUUCUGACAGGAGCUCAGGGCUAAAAUUCUCUCCUGAAGUUUAAUAGUAAUGUUCGAUGCUUGGGAUAAGUGGAUAAAGCACAUUUCAGAUGAAGCGUCCAGCUUUUGCGUCGAUCAUUUUGAGGCUUCAAGGGGCUGUCCUGGUGUACCGGUACACGGGGGAAUUCCUAUUGUUUUCAUAUCCAUACAUGGAGUUGUGACGCAGUUCGUUAAUGUUUCGUUCCCUUGUGUACCGGUACACGAGGACACAACCGGCUUCAACAACCCCCACCCCCCUGGGCAUUUCAACUUCCUAUCCCAAGGGCCAAAACUGCGUUCAGAUGCCCCACUCAAUAUUGAACGAUUCUUUGUGUGAUCGACGCGUACGAAUUUUGUAGAGUUUAGCAAAGUCAAGUAUUAGCUUUUAGUGGUGCUGUUGGGUUUCGCUUGCAAGCAUCAUACUACGAUGUGAAAAUUGUCUUUCUAAGCCUUUCGCUCACGAAAGCUGACUCUCUACCUUUAACAAGUGUAUUACGCUGGAGCUGAGACUUGACAUUUCGGUGAAAAUGCCCCACCCCACCCAGGCAAGGUUCCGUUUCCCCUCCCCGGGCACGGACGACAGUCAAAUGCCUGUGGGUUGCCCGAGGAGAGGAUACUGAAGCUUCGAAUUAAUCUGUGCAUUAGAAUUGGUGCGAUUUUUACACAUCAACAUCACUUUGCCUGAAGCUUGCUUUCGCGAUCUGUGUUUUCAUUAAGCGCUCAAAAACCAUCUGACAGGUGGAAUAAAUCCACUCUAAAACAGGACUGGAAAGUUUCGUAGCAGGAAAGUUAUGCAGUUUUCCAAUCUGACAUAUUAAUGGUUAUCAAUCGCAAUGUCCAGUUUGCUAAAAUUUGACUUGCUUGCUGCUCAAUUCAAAAAUUCCUUUUGAUUCCGUCUUUUGAAAAACAAACAGGCCAAAUUGUUUGUCAAGAUCUCAUGCUAUAGCAUUUUUCAAGGUCUGGUGGUGGUUCUGGAAUAUCCUGGGUAUAUGAGAUAAUUCACUAUUUUGGGAAAAAAUGAGUUUGCGUUCCAAAAAAGAAAAACUCAGCUCUCGAACCUGGCUUCUUUACAUGGUGUUUUCGGAAGCUUGUAGCUGUUCAAAAUAUACUUCAUUGUUGUCCAGUUUUGGUUGAUGAUAAAAACAGAAUAUGAGGGACGAGCCUAUGGAAGACAACGAAGCUUACAUAUCAAAUUGAGCUUGAUGCAUUUGAUGUCCAGUUUCGUUUAUCAAUUAAACUUCCUUCUGAUAACUAGUCUGCAAUCGCUCUGACGAAUGGCUGACGCUCGAAACGUCAGUCUUUAAACUCUUUAAGGUGGUCAAUUUACGUUUUCAACUCAGUUGUUAACACUAAAUUAUCUGUUUUACUCUCCCACAGACGCAGCAUCACAGUUUUUUUAGAAACUUACCCCCUUUAUGCAUUAAAGUUAACUGUACAUGUAAACGUGUAAAUCAAAUUAAGUAAGAUUAACGGUUAAGUACAGUACAUUUUUUUCGGUUUAAGAUGGAUAUUAAGUGCACAGAAAGAUUAUCUAUCGUAGCAUAAUAUUUUUUAAUAAUGUGGCUCGUUUUGACAGUCGAAACUUCCGAGUCUUUAUAAGGAUUUCUACGAAUUCGUUCUUCAUACCAGGUUUUAGCAUGCAAUGUUUAUUCAAAAUCUCCUACACACAGAAAAUGAAAAAUUGGUCACGAAGUUCAGAUUAACUCCAGUCCUCAGUAGGUCUCAUGCUAAACAGAAAAUUUUAGCACUAAAAUACAAGGAUACAUAUCAGCGCUCAUGGGUCUCACUAUGUUUUCUGUGCUGGAAAAUUAUCAGCGAAGUACAACUUACUUUUAUUUCUUUAAACGAGAACUGUAAAUUCAGAAGCUUAAGCUAUUGUUUUUGACUAUGUAAAUAAGCCUGUUGUUAAUCGCAAAACAACCAAAACAACUGCGUUUUCUUUUAGGUUUAUCCUCUUUUUCCCAUUCAAAUGGACUGGACUCAGUAUAAAUUAAUCGCAGUUUGACCCACUUCCAAUAAAGGUAUCAUAAUAGUCCGUCCUAUCGUACUCGGUGUACUUGUACUUGUACAUGCAGCGAUGCUGAAGUAUCUUCCACCCCAUCUAUUUUGAACGAGACCAGGAGCUCAUUGCUUAAUGGGCUCCUGACGACAUUACUGCUAUAUCAGUUCAGCAAUCUAGAAAUCGCUCGAUACUCUCUGUUUAAAAUUCAAUUGUUAAUUUUUCGAAAUCUCAGUAACAUUAAUUCGGUAAUUCCUUGCCUGCAAAGUAGUAAAGCUCAUUAAUUCAGCCUUCGGUUUCCCCUGAACCUUGAAAGUAAAUUGAUUUUGCAAAACCGAUUUUUUGAAUAAAAAAAUUCGGGAUGUUUGUAUGAUGGACUAGUAAAUAACGGGAUUGUGUCUAAAACAACAAAACAAAGCUAUGAAAAUAAAAUUCAGACCCAUAAAACACUUUCUUAACUAUGGUCUUCCUCAUUCCCUACAGUUCUUUCAGUUCCCUUAUUAUUCAAAAAAGAAAUAUCGUAAGCACUUAUAUAUUAUUCUUAGUGCACUAAAGCCAUUCCAUAGGCAAACGUAAACGGUAACAGGUAUUGCAUACCAAGUGUUGUCGGAGUAGGAGCUGAAAAAGUAGAGCAAUAUCAUCACCACGUUUGUUACCACAAACGAAAUCUUCGAGAAGAAGCGUAUUUUCAUGAAACGUUCGCGGGGCUCUUCGCCGAGGUUCAUAGUCACAAACCAAUCCGAGAAUGUUGCGUCCUUCAGCCAGUAGACGGAGAAGAACAUUAUCAUGAUGGCUUGCAAUUCCCGCAGCUUCGUGAGGCAACUGCCAUCCUGAACGGCAGCAAGUGACGCUAUUAAGAAAAAACGAAGAACGAAAACACUCAGAAUCCACCAACGGUAGCUGACAGUAAAGAAUGUAAUUGCAAAGAGUCGGCUACUCAAGAAAAUUACGUUUAGCAAGGAUGUUGAAAUUUUUUUUUUUAGGUUAAGCAGCUCGAACAAGCCUUUUUUAUCAUAAAACAAUCCUUCGCUGAUAGUAAAUGCCACCACUAUGCUCGUGAAAGAACUCAGAAGCGAAAUUAUUUGAAUUGUGCCGAUCGGUUCUUUUUGAACUACCAUGGCGUACAGUUGUAUGAUAAACUGGGGCGCAGAUUCCACCGACGCUUCAACGUACGAAGCUACUUUGCUAAACACCACUAUUUUUUCCUCUUUGUCCUCAGUAGCUUCAUCCUCAUUAGCUAUAUCAUCGUUCGAUUCAGGAGCAGGGUCGACGGAAUCGAUUUCUGCGCCCCUCCAAAGUUUCUCAAAGUUCUUCAAGCAAAGGAUAAGUACUUGAAAGUUUGCCCAAGCAGCGGAGAAAGGGAUGACAGCUGCACCAAAACGACGGCUGACGUAUGUUUCCAAUUUCGUGGCGGUAAAGUAGGUAGCAAGACUGAGGAGAGGCAGAAUAGCAUAACUGAACCAUUGGAAGAAGCAGACACGGUAGAAUUACGAAAAGAGCCCCCAUAAUAAACCAUGUAAUGUGACCAGCGCGGUAAAAGUUCGAUACUGUUAAUAUAUCUGUGACCGGAUCAACCAAGCUUAUAAUGCUUCCAACGAUACAAAGGAUUAUGCUGUACCACCUCAGUUUUCUUGUAAGCACACCCAUUUUUUAGAACUUUCCACUUUUUGUCUUCUUGUCACUCACAACUUCUUGAACGUGCGAAACGUUUCUGUAAAAAGUUCGGUGUCUUACGUUCUCACUGUGAGAAUAUUUGACUCUCCUCGAUCUGUAAGCUGAAUAAUGCAUGAGUGAUUAAUGUUAACGUGCUGUGCUGCGCAACACAGACGGAGAGCUAAAAAAGGAAGAGCGACGGUCGUAUGUUAAAAUACAGACAGAAACAACACUUGUUCCAAAAUCAAAAGAUAAUAAGCACUGUCUGUCUCUAUUCAUUUAUUCGGUGAUGGUAUUUUCAAUAAUCACAGUCAUUUAAGUACAUAAUAGUGCAUAUAUUUAUCCAAGUUGUUUUAACGAGUUUCUUUAGCAUUUAUUCGGUGAUGGUAUUUGCAACAUAACUAGUUGUUUGAACGAGUUUUUGUAGGAGAAUUUCUCGAAUUUUUCGUUUUCUCUUCUGCAAAAACUUAUUUUGUUGUGAGAAUAAGCUGACUCAGUCAAAGCUAGGAGCUACUUCAAGUCAGUUUGAAGUAAUAUCAUGUUAUUUUUUCGCGAAAUAACGCGUGAAAUUUCUAACGGGCGAAAACUGUAUGCUCACCAAUUUUGAUAUGUGAAGAGUAAAAUUAUCACGAAGAUUCUUUAGCAUUAAAAUAUUUAUACUAUUUUCACAAAAUAUUCUAACAAAACUGACUCGUUAAUAAUUUAUUUGUCUGCCUCAAAGAAUGGCUGCCUCGCAAAUUAAAAACUCCUACUCAAAGAACACCUGGACAAGGUUUCGUAUAGAUCAGCAAUGUCCUGUGAGCCAUUGCACGGAGGUAACUUAUGCAGUUUGACUUACUGGGAUUUCAUGAGACCAUAAAGUGAUCUAGCGUUUUCCCGUACUUUCUGGUAAGAGUUUUGAGCCCUGCUGACAUAAUUAUCAAUAUUCUAUUCAGCAGUUUUACUUCCAGGAUGCACGUGGAUUCCAAAAUAGUUGCCAUGGCUUUUGUCUGCGCAGUUGCCAUCCAAGGAGGAGUCCCAAGUCCCAAGUCUCAAAUCCAGUCCAAAAUGUAGUUCCAGAUAAUAAAGUGAGCCUGCAAACAACCACAAAAUGGCGGAUACGGCUCCAUCUUUUGGUUACCCAAAAUUUUCCUUGAGUGAACCGCGAUUUGAUCAAGUAGGUAUAAUUUUUUCAAAUUGAGAAAAUCCCAAUAGCUUUCAUUUUAAGAUCGCUCGAUGUUUUGGUGGAAUUUGACCAGUAAUUAGGUAUUUCUCUGCAAUAAUGCACCCUCAAAUUGAUGUCUCCAUUCUCUUAGAAAACCUAUUUGGGACGAUUGAAGCGCUGCCUUGAUGUAACAGAUCCUAGAACCUUGUUUGUCAGCGAGGUCUGUUUAUUUACAUGUUAAUAACUUGCUAAAAUUUUAAAUGCCGUGAAGCGUUGCAGUUAUAGUGAAGAUCAACUGAGUCGACUAUCUUAAUGUAAAUUGGCCUCCGUAGAGAGGUAAAAAAGCUGACGUUUUGAGCAUUACCCCUCGGUCAGAGCGGAUUCGCUCUGCAAAAGCGCUUACGUUCGAAACGUCAUUUUUUUCCCUAUCUCUCUACGGUGGCCUAUUUUCAUAAUCAGCUUAGUCGAUAAAACCAAAUUAUUUACCCUCUACCGUCGCAGCACUACAGUUUUUAAAGAAACAUACCCUUUGUUUUAGCGUUACAGAUAGAUUAGAAAGCAAUUGUAGAUCUAAAAUCGAUCAUGAUUGUAGUCAGUUUAGUAAUUUAUUUAAUAAGCAAAAUAAUUAGCUCUUUAUACAGCCUGCAUAUAAUUAUCAGAACCCUCUCUGUCAUUCUUUGAUCAUGAGCUUGUCUGUAUUUUAGAAAAAGCUUCAAGACUCCAUACAGCUUUUGAAACAAUUUGAAAAUGGAACCCUACCUCAAGGAACAAGGGAUCAGAAGGUAACUGAUGUCAGUUGGUAGAAAUGAAAUGUCAUGAUGGUGUGUGGGGGUGUGUUGGCUUUAUGGUUAGUGCACUGGACUCAAGGUCACGAAGUAUGGGGUCUAAAACCUGUCUGGGUCAUUGUGUUGUGUUCUUGGGCAAAACUCUAUAUUUUCACAGUGUCUGUCUCUACCCAGGGUAUAAAUGGGUACUAGUGACUUGUUAGGGAGGCCUGAUGAAAUGUCAAGGGGUAACCUUGGGAUGGAUUAGAAUUCAAUUCAGGUGGAAAUGGUAAUAACCCUGGUUGCUUUAUAGUGUGGAAACUGAGAUGAACUUUAUCACAUCACUCGAGCCCAAUUAAAUGAGCAUGGCAGUCACUGUGAGUUGGUAUCACUGUGCUGCUACGGGUGCGGGGAUAUCUAAUGCAGUGGUAAUGUGCUCACCUCCCAUUGCUGUGACUAUAAAAAAAGAAAUGUGGAAUUCUAACUCAGGCAUGCAGCAGAUAGGCCUCCAAAUGAAUUCUCAAUCUUAUUGGCUUUAUAUGGAUGAAUAAAUUCACAUUGAUCAUCACUAUUGUGAGUGUAAAUUGCAAGACAAAUAAUUGCAUCACAGGGAUACCAACUAACCAGGAUGGCUAGUUGGUUAGUUAGUCUGUUUUUCAUAUGUUACUGAUUUUUUUGGGCUGGUUAUUUACAUGAGUUCUAAUCCAAACCACAGUUUUUGUAAGUAGUGGGCUUAAUGAUUCUCUAUAAGUGGGUUGAUAUAAUUAAAAAUUUGUCCUUCCACAACUAGCUUUAGGCCCUCUUGACACUGUGCACAAAAGUAAUUGUUCAGAUGAAAGGUUUGGCUAAAUUGAAUAUGGCUUAGAAUGUGGUUUUGUUAUACAAGGGCUAAACUUUGUUUAAAUAACAGGCCCUUUGAGUUUGGCUCUACUCCUAAUUAAGACUGCAUGGUUUCUGCAUUAAUGAGAAGAUGUGGUUUAAUAAGUUUAGGCUGAAAGGUUACAAUUAGUUGUUAAGGUUAAAUAUUCCUGGUUAAUUGAUGAUUUAAUGUUUUCUUUUUUUGCUGAUAAAACAAGCUGUGGGAGGCAAGAAAAAUCAAGGAGGUAAAUGUGUUUUAAGAUGUUUAUAAAAUUAUAUGGCAAAGGGUUAGUGGAUAUUAUUUUUGAAGGUAAUUGAACUAAGUGGGGUGCAAUUUGGUCUGAAAUCAUCCACAGAUUUCCAAAUUUGAACAAGUGCACAGUGGAAGUUUGAUUUUAAAUCAGAAAAUUUAAUUGCCCAAAAACAGGAUUUGUGUCAGUAGAAAUAUCUCAUUUUUGCCACUCAAAAACUUUAAGAACUUUAAAUUCAUCCAGUUUUUGGAUAAAAAGAAAAGUUUUGGGGACAAAAGAUGAAAAAUUUGCCUCUCAAUGGGUUCUAUGUCUUUCACUUCCUGCAAUUUGAUUAGUGUCUUUAAACAAGCCUCAAAUUCUGAUAGAUUGUUUAGUGUGAAUUGAGAAUAAAUCACACUUCUGAGAGCCAAUGAGAUUACAAGGAUCACCAGGAAUUUAAAAAUGGAUGUAAUGGUGGGCAAUAUUUAGACCUUUGAUUAGAUUACAAAGUGUUUUCUUGUUGCUUCAAUAGGCCAUCAUUCAUCCCGACACAGGCCAAAAAGUGUUCAUGCCUUUCAGAAUGUCAGGUUAGUAAAUGCAUAAUUUACGGGAAGUUCUAUGAUACAGUUGGAGUAAGUGCUUAAAUCUUUUCAGAACCAAUUUUCUUAUCACUGCUGUUACUGGUUUUCUCUUACAGGUUAUGUUCCUUUUGGAACAGUUACAGUGAGUUGUAUGGUUGAUUUAUUUCAUCUUUAAUGGUUUUUUGAACUCACUCUAAAUGUGAUAUAUUUAAGUUUUCCAAUCUUUCCCAAAAAAAUUCAUUCUUGAAUUCAUGCAUUAUAAUCCAUUAGGUUGUGGGAAUGCUGUUACCUGCACCAUCAUUGAGGACAGUUAUAUUUUGGCAGGUGAGUUUCCAUACAUACAUACAUACACAUACUUUAUUUAUUCUCGAAAUUCACAGUGUAGCUGUAGAGCUAAUUAAUAUCUUUGAGAAAAUAAGCUAAAAUAAAAUAAAAUAUGCUAUAUUACAAUUCCAAUAUUAUUUAUAAACUAUAUACAACAUUAUGCAUGCAGAGGGAAAUAUAACUUGUAGAUCUACUGUGGAAAAGCUUCAUAUCUGAGGAUCUCCUGUUUGAAUUCUUGUUUUAUAAAAGUUGAUUUUAUUUUUAGCAAGGGAAGGAUAAUUAAGGGACAUAGUGGUAUAAUGGCAUGUCUGGCUAAGGAUUCCAAGGUCUGGGUUUGAAACAUGACUGGGUCAUUGUGUUGUGUUUUUAGGCAAGACACUUUACUCUCACCCAGUGCCUCUCUCUACCCAGGAGUAUAAAUGGUAACAGUGAACAGUCAAAGAGGCCUGAUGAAAUGCUGGGGGUAACCUUUAAUGGACCUGAUACUCUCAAUCUCUUCCAGCUAUGGAAACUUGAAUAAGUUUUGGCAAGAUGAGCCACUUGACUCAAGUGCAGACUUAAACCUUUUUUAAAGACAUCUUUAAACCUGGCAGCAGCCCAACUGACCAGAGCUUAAUGCCAUGUCUGUAGCAUGAAGAGCUAGAAUUGUUGCUUCUACACCCCUUCCAAGCACCCCACCCCCCACCUGCUUCCCCUCAAAGUUUCCCUACCACUUUUCUGGUGUUCAGGUUCCCAUUCAAUGUUUCCAUGUGUAUUGUUUCAGUGGAUGAACCAAAGUCAUAAUGCAGCAGUGAACUACUCCAACAGAAAUGCAAGCAAGGUUAGAAGUUGUUUCAUUGUUUUAUUGUUAAGAAAAAGUAAUUUAAUGUAUGAGUGAAUAAUGAUUUACUGCACAUUAAGUUUUGGAACUAAUUGGUUUGUUUUUCUGUUUAUCUUUUAUCUUAAGCCAACACCAACCAGCAGAUUUUUGUUGAGUUAUUUUGGUGCUGUCACUAGUGCAGUUACAAUUGCGGUAAGUCGGCUUCUGAAUUAGAAAAUUAUCUGAUCAAAACAUGGCUGCAAAACCUGCUUUGCCCAAAUUCUCUAUAAAAUACAGAUCUCAGUAUCGCCAGGAAAAAUCAGAUUGCUUAAUCAGUUUUUGACUUUUUUGAUUCAACUGAAUGUUCAGUCAAGAAAAAUAUUGUAAUAGUAGUAUAAACUAUUGAGUUAUUCAUUGUUAGACUUUUUUCCCUUUAGCUUGGGCUAACUACCCUGGUUAAAAGAGCAAAGAUUUCCAAUCCUUCCAUGAAAGCUUUACUUCAACGAUUAAUAGCUUAUCCAGCCACAGGUAUUGUAGAUGUACAGUUUUUCCUUCUUUCGGGUUCAGUUUUGUGCGUGUGCGUGUGCUUUUACUUGCGUGUUCGUGCGUGCGUAUUCGUGCGUGCGUUCGAAUGUGAAUGUUUUGUGCAGUCUUUUAACUUCUUGGGAGUUCGUUUCUUUCUGAUUGCUUUACAGCAACUGCAAACAUAUGUAAUGUCGUACUAAUGCGAAACCACGAGCUUUUCACGGGAAUUGAAGUAAAAGACAAAGAUGGGAACGUUGUGGGAACGUCAAAAAUAGCUGCUCGAAAGGUAAAUCGUGAAGAUGACAUUCUUUAGUGCGAAGAUCCCCGUGAAUGAUUGCACUGCUUUGCACUUAGUGGUUGCUUAACGCAGCUAUGAAAGCUCGCGUUUGUGAAAUUUUCCUGUUUUUUUUUUCUUUUUUAAUUUUUCUGCAAUGUUUCUUCUUUUUCCCUUCAGGCUGUUUUUGAAACAACUGUAACUAGAAUUCUUCUUCCUUUACCCGUCUUGGUUAUUCCACCGUUUGUUAUGCAACUUUUAGAAAGGUAACAUUUGCAAUUUAAGUUCAGUCGGAGCAACUUUCUCUUUGGAAACUAGAAAUUUGCACAUUGUUUGGCUGAACAAAAAGGCACUUUUUGUGCCAUAUUUCGUUUCAUUUUCCGCAUUUACCUUAAGAUUUUCCUAAUUUAAGAUUUUCCUAUUAAAAUGAUAAUAAUAAAACAAAUAAACAAACAAAAGAAAAAACACGCACGUAAUUUUUGAGACCAAACUGCCUAACAUUCAAACUCCCUAGAUCCAAUUGUCAAUUCUCCCUUCUAGUUGCUACACAUUUCCUAGUAACUAAGUUACGAGAAUUGGGUCUUAGAUCAAAACAACAACUCUACUUGAUCAGUCUAGGUAUUUUCACCGCCUGUAUGCUGGACAAUGUAUGGAUAUUAUAGGGAGAAAUAACAGGUUGAUCACUUCGAGAGCUAAAGGGUUAACUAGCGAAAACCCACUAGUUGUUGAUUUGCUCUUUUGUGCAUAGGACUAAAUUUAUGAUAGCACGUCCCAAACUUCACCUUCCCGUCCAAGCGCUAGUUUGUGUGGCAGCGUUUGGCUUUGGUCUCCCACUGGCCAUUGCUUUGUUUCCGCAAACAUCUGAGGUAAGAACAUAUAUAUUAUCAGACGUUUUGGUGUGUAGUAUCGCUGAGUAUUUUUUUAACGAGUUGUAUUGUAUCUUGACGAGCCCUCAGGGCAAGUCAAAAUGCAAACAACAAAUAAUAGGGAGUACUACACACCAAAAAUGUCUAAUGAGUUAUUUACUAUCCAACUGCUUCUUUUUUCUGCCAAGUAUUUCUGCUCAUUCCUCAUAAGGCGGUAAAAGCAAAGCGGAAAGAGAACCCUAACGCGCGCAGCCGACUGGUUAAACAGGUUCUUUUUUGCGACACCGAAUAAACAACUGUACAAUAUCGCCUGAUAAUUUUACUCUAUUCGAGCGUAGUUUGCACUCUACUUCGUGCAGUUGGAUGAUAAAUACGAAUAAUUGCUCUCGAUCAGUGGGCUGAAGAGAAGAGAGAUCCCCUCUUGUCCAGACAUAGUUUGCAUAACUUUCGAGAAUUCUACCGCUCAUCCGAGUGUUUAGAUCAGAUUUUCUAGAUAUACAGCUGUUUCGAGAAAGUUUGUCGGAAAUAGGACAAAAGUGCGUGCAACAAUCUCGAAAGGUAAUUCUGGGUAUUUGGUAAUCAAGGAAUUUGAAUAAGUGAAUAAAAAAAUGAAUUCAUCAAAUCCGCUAUGCAUCGUCCUUUAGUGACGUUUCCUCAGAUUUCCCUGAAAUUCUAAGGUCAAGGAACCGUGACCUAAAAACUACCUACAAUAACCUCACACGUUUACUCUUAUUUUUUUCUUCGUCAACCUUGCUCGAAACAGCAGAAAAUUUAACAUAUCUUUUUUUAGGGGAAAGAGGAUGUGUAGAGGGCCACUUGCGAAUCCAUAAUCCAUAUUGACGGGACGGACAAAAAUAUGGCUUCCCUCUAUGAUAUGAAAAUUCAUUACGAACGUUGUUUAAGUUUCGAUGCGUGCUAUUUUAUCUAUUUAUUCAUGUUUUCUUUUCAGGUUUUGCCGUCUGAACUGGAGAGUGAAAUUCAGCAGAAGACAAAACAUUCAAAGCUUUACUAUAACAAAGGACUGUGAAACAACUGUGAACACUUUGAAAGCAAUCUGAUGUCUUCGUCAUUCAAUUUAAAAUAUGCAAACCAAAAUGAUUUCACCAACGUCUAUUCUUUUGACACAUCUAAAUGUUUGUAGAAAUUAUUAAAAUCUGCUCCAAGAGCAUCAGUGUAACCAAUUUUUAGAAAGUAAAUUGAAUUAUGCACGCAAAAUGUAUUUGUAAUCGAAUCAAGGGGAAGAACUUGUUUCUAGUUAAUCUCAUGUGAAAGGCUUGUACGAGGAAAACGCACUGUCAAUUAAAAAAACUUUAAAGAACCAAG